This is a messenger RNA of Hyla sarda, 2378 nucleotides long. It is a transcript of the gene TTC39B, whose product is annotated as tetratricopeptide repeat domain 39B. The record is from RefSeq and is a predicted model, not a curated record. Lineage: Eukaryota; Metazoa; Chordata; Amphibia; Anura; Hylidae. Gene Ontology annotation, molecular function: protein binding. The transcript is spliced from 18 exons. Bases 396 to 2063 code for a protein of 555 amino acids.
UGAUGGCUUAAAAUUAGGCUGCAUCACAGAUUGGUGAAAUCUCCCAGCAUCCCUCCUGAGUGAAGGAGAGAGAGCAUCAUCCGGCGUACCAGCAUCGACCUGCUGCUAAUUUCUUUGACAUUUCUCUUAAAUGCUGUAAUGGGGAGCCCCUGCCAGGCCAGCUGCUGCAGUGUGAACUUUGCUGCACCUCUGCCUCUUAUUGAUGACUAAUUUAUAAGGGUCUAUUGCGUACCUGAGCAUAUCCGUGGAGAGAAUAUACAUUUACAUAACGUACAUGUCCAUUUAGAAGUGGCAUAUUUCCCUCUGGUAAAGUGGGAACCUUAAGCCAAAAGGACUGCUCUGCGUCUUUUGGAACAGCUGUCGUCUUGCCUGCAGAUAUCACCCUGGCCUCCAAGAUGGACCUUCGAAGUGCCCUGGAGGAAUGCACUUUGGCUCUCAACUUAUUUUUAAACAACAAGUUUUCAGAAGCUCUGGAGUUAUUACGUCCAUGGGCUAAAGAGAGCAUGUAUCAUGCACUUGGAUACAGUACCAUCUUGGUUAUGCAGGCAGCAAUGACGUUUGAACCUCAGGACAUACAGAUGGGUAUAGGUACAAUGAAAGAAGCUUUACAGACAUGUCAAAGGUUCAGAAAGAGAAAUUCUGUGGUGGAAUCAUUGUCUAAUCUCAUGUCCAAACAGACAGGGGACCAGUUGUCUGAAGAGGAAAUGCAUGCUGAGAUCUGCUAUGCUGAGUGCCUCUUGCAGAAGGCUGCUUUAACAUUUGUGCAGGAUGAAAACAUGAUCAACUUCAUUAAAGGCGGACUCAAAAUAAGGACAAGUUACCAAAUUUACAAAGAAUGCCAUCAAUUGCUCUCAUCAUUGACUCAAGAUAAUAACUCAAGUGACACUCAGCAUCAGUUUGAUGGCGGAGUUAAAUUAGGCAUAGGGGCCUUUAAUUUGAUGCUUUCUCUCUUACCUUCAAAGAUUCUUAGGUUGUUGGAAUUCAUUGGUUUUUCUGGAAACAGGGAGCUGGGCCUUUUCCAACUGAGAGAAGGAGCUUCUGGAACCAGUCUAAGAGCCAUCCUAUGUGUCCUCACACUCCUCUUCUAUCAUGCCUACGUGUCAUUAAUACUUGGUACUGGAGAAGGUAAUCUUGAUGAAGCAGAUGCACUCAUUGAACCCUACCUCAAGAAAUUCCCAAAUGGAUCUAUUAUUCUCUUCUAUUCUGCCCGGAUAGACGUACUUAAAGGAAAAUUUGAACAGGCACAAGAAACAUUCAAGCAAUGCAUUGUUGCCCAGCAGGAAUGGAAACAGAUUCACCAUCUCUGUUAUUGGGAGCUGAUGUGGUGCCAUUCUUUCCAGCAAGACUGGCUGAAAGCAUAUCACUAUGCUGACCUGCUGUGCAAGGAAAGCAAGUGGUCAAAGGCAAUCUAUGUAUUUCAAAAAGCUGCAAUCUUGAGCAUGCUUCCAGAGGAGGCUGUGAAGACCACAGGAGAAGACAUUGUGGCUUUGUUCAGGCAAGUAGAAGGUUUAAAACAAAGAAUCGCUGGGAAGUCAAUACCAACCGAAAAAUUUGCUGUUCGGAAGUCUCGAAGAUAUGUAGCUGCUAACCCAGUCAAAUUGAUCUUGCCAGCCUUGGAAAUGAUGUAUGUAUGGAAUGGUUUUACAAUAGUAGGUAAACGAUCUGAUCUGACUGAAAGUCUGCUGGUUACUAUUGAAAAGGCAGAAACUGCUUUGCAGAGUGAAAAAAAUCCAACUGAAUACUUUGGAGAUGAUCAGUGCCUUGUCCAGUUACUGAAAGGUCUUUGCUUAAAACAUCUGGGUAGAUUAUUACAGGCUGAACUUUGCUUCAACCAAGUGAUACAGAGUGAAAAGAGGCUUAAGUAUGACCACUAUUUACUACCAUUUACACAUUAUGAGCUGGGACUUUUGUACAAAGAGCAAGGCGACAAAGAUAAAGCCAUACGUCUAAUUGAAGCUGCUAAAAACAACUUUAAAGACUAUUCCAUGGAAUCCAGAUUGCAUUUUCGAAUCCAUGCAGCGCUCAGCAGCCUUAAAGGCACACCACCGUCAACCCCUCCAUGAAGUUAUUGGGCUUUACUUUUGUAAAUGAGUAUUUCAUCUGGAAGAAUGUAGCUACAAAAACAUUUUGGUGGCAGUUAUACAGCUAAUAAAAUGUCUGUUACCCUGCGUGAUUUCACCUGUUGUCCAAUGUAGCUCUUAUUUUCUAUGGUAAUUGUACUAUAAAAUAUAUAUAUAAAUGCAUAUUCUGCAUUCCUUAAAAAAAAUACAGGAAAAGUUGAGAUAUAUAUAUACAUUUUGUUUCAUGAAAUAAUUUAUGUCUGGACACACUUAAAUGAAAAGAUUAUUACUGGUACAGUAAACUAUGGUACAAACAUU